AUGGCCAACCUCUCGCUCUACACGGUCACUGCGCUGCUCAUCCUCGACAGCGAGGGCAACCGCGUGGUCGCAAAGUACUAUGCUCCCCCACACCAGACCUCUGCCGAGACUGGCAUCGUCGCCGAGCUUGGCGCCGGACCCGGUGGACCAGGAAUGUCUGGACUGCACACCUACAAGGAGCAGCGGGCGUUUGAGAAGAGCGUGUUUGAGAAGACUAGGCGAGGAGCUGGCGACAUCCACCCUCUCCCUCCUCACCUGAUCCUCUCGCGCGCCUCGACCGACCUGCACUUCCACGUCGUUGGGCCCCUGGCCACCUCGAACGAGCUCAUGCUCCAGUCUGCGCUCACCGCUUUCCACGACUCGGUCUCUCUCCUCCUCCGCGGUCAGAUUGAGAAGCGCAACGUCCUCGAGAGCCUCGACUUGGUCCUCCUUGCCGCGGACGAGACUAUUGAUGAUGGUCUCGACGGUUCUGGCUCUAUCAGCCUUCGUGAAAGAUGGAGCCACGCAUCUAGGUCUCAAAAUCCCACCUCCCCCGCCUCCAGCCAACGAUCAAGGACUGACUCCUCCAGAAUCAUCCUCGAGACCGACGCCGCUGCCAUCGCCGGCCGCGUCACCCGUCCCAAGCCCGACACCACCGACAUUGUGAUCAACGAGCAGACCCUGCUCAAUGCCUACUCCACUUUCAAGGAGCGCGUCACUCAGCGCAUCAACCAGCUCUAG
This is a messenger RNA of Apiotrichum porosum, 720 nucleotides long. It is a transcript of the gene RET3, whose product is annotated as Golgi-to-ER vesicle coat component. Gene Ontology annotation, cellular component: COPI vesicle coat. The record is from RefSeq and is a predicted model, not a curated record. NCBI's taxonomy places the organism in Eukaryota, Fungi, Basidiomycota, Tremellomycetes, Trichosporonales, Trichosporonaceae. The coding region runs from base 1 to 720 and encodes 239 amino acids. The transcript has 6 exons. Gene Ontology annotation, biological process: intra-Golgi vesicle-mediated transport; intracellular protein transport; retrograde vesicle-mediated transport, Golgi to endoplasmic reticulum.